Molecule: messenger RNA, 1567 nt
Organism: Stylophora pistillata
Lineage: Eukaryota; Metazoa; Cnidaria; Anthozoa; Scleractinia; Pocilloporidae
Biological process (GO): protein phosphorylation
Molecular function (GO): protein kinase activity; ATP binding
Source: RefSeq, a predicted model, not a curated record
CUACUGUAUCAAAUGGUAAAGUUUACUUAUGGUGUUGGUUUGCAACAAUACCUUUGACUGAUCGACUUUCUGACUGACUGACGGACUAAGUGUAUUCAUCCAACUCACUUAGUGGGCCGGUUAUUUAAACGGAGUCUAAGUUAUACAAUUUUUAAGGCAAACACGCGGUUUAAAGGUUGUUUCAAUAGACAACGGUUAAAACAUGUUUGAAUUACUUAUUAACACGUGGCUGAUCCAUGUUUUUUGCAGUUAGGGGCGGGGCAAUGCAUGGUCUUUUGAGUGAUUUGCAUGUGCAUUUUGAAGGUUUUACCCAAAAUGGCCUCAAAAUCCGGCCAAACAGCAAAUUUUAGCGCAGAAGAAUUGCUGGUGGAAUCGCGAGGGUUAUUCUCAGGUAUAGAAAGUAAAGCAUAUGACAAUAAGAGAUUGACGAAAAAGGCAAAAGUGAGAAAGGAAAUUGAGAACACCAACCUCCGAGUAGGUCUUAGUCGCUACUGUUCUUUAACUUAAGCGGUGGUUAAACAUGGUUUGAACAAGGUUGUGGACAAUCAGAGUUUAAAUAAUUGGUUUCCUUAGUUUGAACAAGGGUUAGACGGUGACUUUCAUAACGCUGUAUAAACUUCGUUUGAAUAAUAGGCCUCUUAUGUUUAAGAUUUAUGGCAUCCCAUGAUCAAAGUCGUUGUUGUCCGGCAUUCCAAACUUCCUGAAAUAGAUAGCAGAGGAGCUUACAACUAAAUACUUAUCUCUUAAUGUUUCCACCUCAGGUCUUUACUACGUGCACAACUUGUCAGAUAAAGAGAGAGCGGAGGUAAAACCGAUUUAAUUGGGCCAUAGCAAAGGGCUAAUUCUUAUAUAAUCUUUUGUUUAGUGCCUCAAUGAUUCUAUCUUUGGUCUUUAAAUGGUCCAGGUAUUAAGGUAGGUUAUAUAGCUUAUGCUCGAUGGUGUUUUCCACCCACAUUUUAUUUCCUCUUUUCAGAAAAAACUUUCAGACUGUGAUACAUUUUUGGACCCAGAUGACCUCCCGAGAAAAAGGCAACUGGGUCGGACUUCAGACUCUACAGUCAGCGAGAAGAUCAAAAGGACAGAUGAUCAUCACCUUAGAGGUCUCCUCGCCCUCAAACAUUCAAAUCUUGUUACCAUAUGGAGAAUAGACGGUUUGGAUUCACGCUUUCCAAUGGCAGAUGUCAUCUCCGAAGAGGCUCCUCUCGGUAAUUUGAACAACUAUGUUCUUGAAAAGCGAUGUCAGAUUGGUGAUAUAGUAACGUUCCUGUCUCAAGUGGCGUCUGCUAUGCAUUAUCUCCAUAUGAAGCAUAUUGUACACAGAGACCUCCGUGCUACUUAUGUUAAUGUCGUAUCGCCCAACAAGGUAUUUAUAUUGCAGAUUAUAAGGAGUGACAAUUGCCUCUCUCUCUUCUUCUUUAUCUCCACCAUGUGUUAGCACAGCUCAGUGAACACAAAGAGUGCAUGGAAAAAUGCCCUUCUCCUCCCCCGUUUCCAGAGGAGUAAACUUAAAAGUUGAUCAUCACUAACGAAUGAUUACCUGCAAGAAAGCGAAACUUUGUUCAAGGGC